Linum tenue is the source of this 1090-nucleotide messenger RNA. The record is from the annotation of a GenBank genome assembly. Lineage: Eukaryota; Viridiplantae; Streptophyta; Magnoliopsida; Malpighiales; Linaceae.
CUAUUCCAGGAAAAGAAGUAAAGAACUGCUCGAAUUCUGUCGAACUUCGACAUCGCUUCCGCCGUCGAUUCAAACGAGAAAGUGAAGAAGCAAAUCGCGAAUUCCUCUCUGCCAAGUCUCUGCAUUGCUGGAUCUCAAGCCGAUCCUCCGAGAGUUAGUUAGGUGUGGGUAACGAUCUCGAGUUCCUUCUUCAAUUCAGUUCAGCGGGGAAUUACUGGCGGCAAGCAAAAAAUGGAAGCUCUGAAAUCGGCCAUGGACCAGCACUUGGACCAAAUGGCGGAUCUGGUUCAGAAGCUCUCUUCCGAGCUACGAUCCGGACUCCAGCCGGCUUACGAGAAUUUCAUGGGUUUCUUUCACGCCAUUGACUGGACGGAGCCUUGGUUGAUGGGCAUGAUGGGAUUCCAUGUAUUUCUACUUAUUGUAGCUAUAUUCUCGAGGAAGAACACUAAUUUCCAGAUGGGGUUGUUCUUUCUCACCUUGGCUGGGGUACGUUUAGCCGAGAUCUUGAACAGAAUACUUGGAAACAACUGGAGAAGCUUUGCAACCCAGAACUACUUUGAUCCGCACGGUAUAUUUCUUUCAGCAGUCUGGUCAGGGCCUCUUCUGGUCAUUGCCUGUCUAAUCCUGAUAAACACACUUUUCAACCUCUGCUACAUGGUGGUGAAGUGGAAAAGGGCGGAGCUGAAACACCGAGCCAGACUUGCUCGUGAUAAGCAGGAAUGAGAUUGUGGACUUCUUUCUUUAGGAACAAUGACAACGCGAAAAAGAGCUUUAAUGCUUCCAUGCGGGGAAGUUUUUGUGGUUACUAAAAACAAAGCUAGGCCGAUUCGAUUCUUUCCCCUUUUUGCUCUAGUCAUUAUUGAAAAGGUGUAAAUUGUUGAUACUCGACCAUAGAUUCGUCGGACUCGAGCUACUGGUUAGACCGAGCUGUAGGUCUCCUAGUUUGUUCAGAAUCAUGUGCUCCCAACUCUUUGUUCCGUAUCCUAUCUCUUGGUGACAGCAGCAGAUCUCCAUUGUUGUAGAUUGUUUUCUAUGGACCAAGAAGUAAAGAAGACUAGUCUUUUCUGCAUGAUUGUGAGUUUGUGACCAC